This is a messenger RNA of Drosophila novamexicana, 6649 nucleotides long. RefSeq lists its product as uncharacterized. Gene Ontology annotation, biological process: phosphatidylinositol-mediated signaling; phosphatidylinositol phosphate biosynthetic process. The record is from RefSeq and is a predicted model, not a curated record. Gene Ontology annotation, molecular function: 1-phosphatidylinositol 4-kinase activity. NCBI's taxonomy places the organism in Eukaryota, Metazoa, Arthropoda, Insecta, Diptera, Drosophilidae. The transcript has 12 exons. Gene Ontology annotation, cellular component: membrane; cytoplasm.
UGUGGUAUGCAGUUUUGUUUUUAUCUGUUAAUUCAUUGGCGAAAACUAAUUUAAGGUCCGAGACUAUGCGACUAGCUGAGCUACAAAUCUAGCACAAAAGGAUCUGUUAUUAUUUCGAACUAGAAAUGAAUAUAAGCACACAUAAGACAAAUGAAUUGGAAACGAGAGCAGGGUCAGAAAUCGAAAGAAACAGCUCUAAUUCAAAUUGCAGGGCACCUGAUUAUUUCACUCGCAUACUCGGUAAAUCAAUGCUAAAUAUUCGGCAAAGCUUAUAAAUCUAUGGCUGCCCACAAUAAACAACCUCAGCCUAAAAUGGCCCAAUUUAUAAUGCGGACGAAGCUGGCGAAAGGAACUGAAUAUAGCAAGAAGUAUCAAGGAGGAACACUUCCGCUCUGAACCAAAAAACAAAACCUAUGCAAUCUUAAAAUGAACUCCGUCAUCUCACCAUUUAAAAUCAAGAGGAGCAACACGCCCUGCUCAACAACAGUCUCGGCUGGGUCUAAUGUUCCAACACCAGACUGUAUGCAAAACGGCGACCUAGCUAUCCUUGGCGCUACCAAAUCGAACCCACGGGCUCCAAGCGAUGUGUGUCAAUGCCGUCUGCCAAUACCCGAGACUGUCAUUGAGCCGAGGCUCCAUGUUGUCGUAGUUGCCGAGGACAUUGGCAAUGUUUAUCAUCCGGCCGUGGAUUCAGCUGCCGCAAGCACUGAUACUGUUGAUUACUGUGCGCCCGCUUUAGUGCGAUUGUCCUGUGUGAAAGGGCACUCUAAUGAUAAUAUGAACGGCAAGGCGAACCACACCAUCAUAAGCCCUAAUCCGCUGUCAGUCAGCCCAGUUCCGUUGCCAGAUGACGAUGAUGAUUCGGAUAACUCGACGGUUGCCUGCAUCAGUACCAGCAGCUCGAGCGAAUACAGCAACAGCACCGUAGUGCAAAGUCCCACGACGGCAGUCGCAAAACUCCAGACCUGCUCCCUUUGGAGCAGCAAUCCUGGCGAAAUCUCUGACGAACACCGUGUUGAGUGCACCUCAACUGAAGACGGUAGCUUCCAGAUGCGGCUGGCACACACUGCUAUGUCAAAAGGCCAUGGAGAUUAUAUGACUCAUUUCUCAAAUACCCCGCCCGUUUCACUACCUCUCUGCAUACAAAGCCGUAGCGUGAGCAGCAACUGUAUCACCCACUCCACGAAUUCAAGACUAUCCAAUAGCUCAGCGGCAAGCACGCCGAAGCACGUACGCUCAACCGGGCCGCGCCUAACCCGUGGACUUAAUCAAUCUAUGCCCUCCGUGCACGGGCGUCCGAACCUGAGCGUGGUUCCAACAACAGUUGAAUUUGCCGGGACCCAAGCGAGCGGCAUAACAGCAAAAAGCAUUUUAAAGCACGAAAGGAACUUAAGCCUAGAUUACAGAUCGAUGGGCAUAUUGCUGGCGCCUGUUGCUCAGGUGAGCAGCACACGCAUCAACCACACGCAACAUCAUCGCAACCGAAGCCUCGACAGCGCUCUGCAGCGCAUACCCGAGGUGGAGAUGGCCUCGCCCAAUGCAGAAGGUGAGGCAAUAUUUUGCUCACAACCAUCAAAACUCAACGCCAAUAUGUGCUCGAAGAUUGACACAACCUCAGCCAAUAUUACGACCGCACUUGCCACCUACCCACCAAAUCCAGCCCUCACUGGUGCUCCCAAUGCAGAGCUUGUCGCCUCUGACUGUUCAGGAACGGAUCCGCCGCAAAACGAGCAUAUACCCAGCUUACUUUAAUACUGAUCUUUCCCUGCUGCAGAUGAUGCCUGUCCAGCGGUGCAAAAUCAAAGCAAACCGAACGAGUUGGCCAAGGACAGACAGGACAUGAUCGAUGACAUAAGUGGCUGUAACAGCAGCAGCAACAGUUGCAGCAGUGCAGGCAGCAGCAAAAAGCGCGAGGAUCUGACUAGCCUGGGAUCCGACGAUUCAGGCAUUCUAUGUGGCUCGGAGUCGGAGCAAAUAUCCCUUAGUCGCAUAGGCCACUCUCAUGAGGCGCUCAAUUUGGGCGCAAUGGAUGCCAAUGCGGAAGCGGGAGCCAAGAAAUGCAUCGACUUUGUGGAAGCGAAGUUUACCGAAGUGGCCUACAAUCCAAUAGAAUCGGAUGCUUGCACCUUUUCGUCAGCAGAGGGGCAAGAUCAGAAACCGCGCGAUGGGGAUGAUCGACUGCGUUAUCGCGUAAUGAACAUGUCCCAGGCGGCCAUUAACUUGGAGCUCGGAACAGCACCCAAUGAGAUAGAACCGGUGCUAGACGAGCAUGAGGAGGACCACGUGCCAUCGUCCAAAUCACAAGCGUCGUCUAACAAUAUUACGGCAACAGCAGCAACUACGCCCGCAAAGACCCCAGAUGCAACACCCACACCAAUAGCCACUCCCACUGAGAACAGUAAAAGCGACCAAGUGCUCUUUAAGAACUUUUUCGGUGCCACCAAGAAUGCAAUUUUCCGCACGGCCCAGAGCAUAAUUGAGAACCACGAGAAGAAGAAUGCAGUCAAGCAAAAGACUGGCGAGCCGCAGGACGCUUUAUCUGCGAUAUCCACCACGCCCAACAGCGGAGUGUCAAUCUCCCUGGAUGCGGCCAAGUCCCCUACAGACGUUUCUAAAAGGAAAGAGUUCUUCAGCCUACUCAGCUCCAAUUCCAGCAGGAAAGCAGCUGGUACAACCGAUGCUCCUGCAACUGAAACGGCAACAGACGCCAUUAGAACUGCCCCCACGUUGGAUAAUUCAACAAGUAUGCAGAUUAAGAAGCGCACACUGAAGUUGCGGUUGCCGGUUGCAAAAACUGAAACCGAACACGCUGCAGCGCUGGCGAUGAGCUCCUCCAUGAGCUCAGUGAAUCAACUGAAGAUGCCCGUGCCAGGCGUAGUGAAAUAUUACAUUAAUGACCAUGCGCCCACUUCUGGUGCCCAGCAAAGCAGCGAACGGGGUCCCAGCGGCCUGUUGCGGUUUUUUGAAUCGCCCGUUUUCAAUAUUCACUUCGCUGUGCAUUAUUUGUUCUACUCAAAGGAGCCAGGCGUGCUGAGCUUUAUUGGCAACAAGAUCUUUAGCUUUUCCGACCAGGAAGUCGACCUUUAUAUACCGCAGCUAAUCGUAAUGUAUAUUGAAAUGGACGAACUUGCUGAAGUGCUGGAUCCCUACCUCACCAUACGUUGCCGAAAGUCGGUCGACUUCUCCCUCAAGUGUCUGUGGCUUUUGGAGGCGUAUAAUCACCAGGUGGACUCGCUGGGCAGCAGCAGUAAAAGCCGCAAGUCCAAGCUGUCGCUCAUGAAGGAGAUAUUCUCCAAGAAAGAAGGCAAGCAUCAACUCAAAUCUAGCCAAAGUCCUGCUGUUGCUCUCGUAAAAAAAACACACCAUCGCUCCCAAUCCGAUGCCACAGUGUUGCUCGCAGAUUCCGGCAACAAAACGCAUCGGCUGUACCAGGAGCCGCCAUACACUACACAAACGCUGCCCGCAGCACCUGCGAAGCUGUGCUUAGGCGAUCUGAGCUCAGGACGUGCCUUCGACAAUGGCUGCACUUGUUUUGAAACGGUACGGGGUCAGGUUAAUGGUCUCCUGGGGCACCACACGUUCUGCAAUUGCGGUGCGCCAAAGACUUCCCCGCAAAAGGAGUUCAUGAAGGCGCUAAUGAAUGCGGGCAAGAAUCUGACUUCGCUUCCCUCUAAGGCGGAGAAGACUUCAGCACUGCGGAUGUGUCUUAACCUGAUCAACAAAAAUUUGCCCGCUCGUGUCUGGCUGCCGCUUUACUCGGAUGUGCCGCAUCAUGUGAUACGCAUCACAGAGGAAAAGACUGCUGUACUAAAUUCCAAAGACAAAACUCCGUACAUUAUUUAUGUGGAGGUAGUGGAAGUGCCUGACAUUCACACCUCGCCGCUUAUACCGAAGAUGAUGCCGUCGCUACGGCACACCAAGAGCGAGGAACAUUUGGAGGGCGUCUGCAUAAAUCAAAGCUGCAGCCGCAUCUCUAGCUGUAGUGAAAGCCAUCAUGGGUCCAGCUGUCGCCGAAAAAAGGGCACUGAAUCGCAUGCAGAGUGCAGAUGCAACGAUCCGGCCGUACACAGCUGCUGCUGCAGUGGGAAUCAGAGCAAUCUGCUGUCAUUGGGCGGGUUGCAGCUGCUUGCCGAUGAUGUCUGGUCACAGGAAGAUGAUGAAAUCACCGCGCAAUACUUAAACAUGCGCAAAAUCAGCGAGCGGGACGCCAUCUCGCAGAUGUCAUUAGACUCAUGCGACUCUAGAGAUCAGGGUCCACCAAUUGUCUUUAACAUUGGCGACGUUCGGACUCGGCACUGCAACAAUUUGAGCUGCGAGAACACAAAGUCCUUUAGCAACGAUCCUGAGGAUCCAUCUGCGGCGGUUCUAAAGGAACCCUGGCAUAUGAAGGAGAAACUCAUACGCGAGUCCUCCCCCUAUGGACAUUUAUCGAACUGGCGACUGUUCUCGGCGAUUGUCAAGUGUGGUGAUGAUUUGCGACAAGAGCUGAUGGCCACGCAGCUUCUGCAGAUGUUCAAGAUUAUUUGGCAGGAAGAAAAUGUGGAUCUGUGGGUGCGGCCGUAUAAAAUAAUUUGCCUGUCGAACGACAGCGGUCUGAUUGAGCCUAUACUAAACACUGUCUCGUUGCAUCAAAUUAAAAAGAAUUCGAACAAAUCCUUGCGAGAUUAUUUUAUUGAUGAAUAUGGUAUACCCACAGGCGAAAGCUUCAGACAAGCCCAAAAGAAUUUCGUUGCAAGCUGUGCGGCUUAUUGUCUGAUAUCCUAUCUUCUGCAGGUUAAGGACAGGCAUAAUGGUAACAUACUCUUUCAUUCGGAUGGUCAUAUAAUACAUAUAGACUUCGGCUUCAUUCUUAGCAUAUCUCCUAAAAAUUUGGGUUUCGAGCAGUCACCUUUUAAGCUCACGCACGAAUUUGUCGAUGUUAUGGGAGGCACAGGCUCCGUACAUUGGCGGGAGUUCAAUCGCCUGCUGCUUGUCGGCAUGAUGUCUGUGCGCAAGCACAUGGACCGCAUCAUAAACUUUGUUGAAAUUAUGCGAAGCAAUGCGCAUUUGCCAUGCUUUAGGAAUGGUUGUUCCGGCACAGUACAGAAUCUCCGAAAACGCUUUCAUAUGAAUUUAACUGAGCAGGAAAUGGAACGCAAGGUUGAACAGCUUGUGCAGGACUCACUAAAAAGCCUCUCAACAAAACUGUACGAUGGCUAUCAAUAUUAUACGAAUGGUAUAUUGUGAGACGGUUUUUCCUUUGUGAAUAUCUAACAGGAAUUAUGAAUUAUCUCGCGUGCUAAAAUGCCAAUAUGAUAAACCAAAACUAUGGACUGUUUAAAAAAUAGUUUAUAUAUUUAAAUACACAUUUUAAUGCAUAUAUAUUUAUAUACACAAAUAUAUAAAUAUACGUGUAUUUAAAAUGUAGCGCUAACAAAAAGAAAAUGAGCAAUCGUAAGAAUGCAAGAGAAUUAAGAUUGUACUAAGUGGGCAACUGUUUUUGAAGCCAGAACCGUUGAUUAUGCGUAUUGGCACUGUUAUUCUAUUAUUAUAUUAUAUUAUAUUAUAUAUUACAUUAGGCUAAAGUUAAUGUUGUCUAGCUUUUAAGUAAAAGUGUAAAUGUGUGUGACUGUAUCUGUUUUCCUGUCUUCUGUCGGUCUUGCAUUGUAAUUAGCAAUCUAAAUAAUCAGUGCGUUGUAUAUAUUUAAGAGCUUACAUUUGCAGCUGUCAAAUUUACUGAAGCGCCACGCAUAUAUUUAAGAAACUAAUACUUGUGAAAGCUAUUUUUUAAUAAUUCCAUUAGCUUUUUACAAUAUAUAAAUUUGAUAAAUUCACUGUCCGUCAGUAUAAAUUAUUAAUAUUGAAACUUAAAAUUUACCGUGUUUCAAUCAUAAGCUUAACUAACUUAGUACGUUCCAAGUGUGCUUUCACGUUAACUAAAAUUAACAAUAUCAUUGAUCAAGUGUCCCGCAAAUAUAAAAAGUAUAUCAGUAAUAUAACAUUAAAAACUCUGUCUGCUUUUCGCCUUUAUAUAAUCUAAACAUUUUUCUAACUUUAAAUAUAAAUAAAAGCAACGUUAAAUUAGAGUUAGGCACAUAAAGCUUCAAGUUCAAAAUUUUGUAUGCUGAAACAAUAUUAUAUAAAAUUUGUGUGAGACUCAUAAAUUAUGUAUUUGAUAAUUAUAGCUACCUAACGAGAGUACCAAAAAAUACAAAAACUUACAAAAAUAUUCGAUCAUUAACAAAAACACAAUCAGAACUCAAGAGGUUAUUUUUGAUAAUUCAUGUUAUUUAGUUCUUUCAGAAACCAUUAUUCAUUAUGUUUAGAUUGAUGCUCACUUUAAAAUUUGAGACUAGUUUCCACAGAUUGAAUCAUCUGAACUGUUUGUACAGUAUACACGAAAUUAAAAUUGUAUUUUCAUGGAGUCGGAGAUGUCUGCUAGGUGUAUUUAUACAACCAUCCUAAGAAACUAUCUCUCAAACUGUGACAUUUUUGGAUGGGAAUGGAAGUGUAAUAUAAGACAAGUCUUUCUGAUUUUGAAAUAAGUCACUAGUACUUUUAGGCUGUGAUUACGUAAUAUGGAUUUUUGAACAUGGGAAUGGGAGUUUCUAACCUCUGAUUAAUAUAAAAAUCCUGGCACAUUCUCAGCGGGAAUCAUCAGUAAGUUUGA